AUGUGGAUUUGGCAUGCUAUUUUUGGUUCUCCUGGUUCGAUUAACGACAUCAACAUUUUUAAUCGUUCACAAAUAUUUAACAACAUAUACGAUGGAUCCGCACCAAAUUCUUCUUUUCAAGUGCGUGGAACGCCAUAUAAGUAUGGUUAUUAUCUGGUCGAUGGAAUCUAUCCUGAGUAUGAUGUGUUUGUUAAAUCGUUUACAACUCCACAUGGUCGAAUGCAAGUCUAUAAGAUAGUGAGCGAAGGAUUGAAGGAUGAAGCUCCUGUAGAACUAGCGAAUUUGGACAAUAAACCACCAGAUACACUAAUGAUGGAGGAGAUGCAGGUUCAGAUGGAGAAAAUGGAAGAGGAUUUGCAUAUUAUAAGGGUAGAUGAUGAAGAUUCCACAUUAUAUGCCAAGGAUUUGGAUCCUUGUAAAGAUGAAUCUGCAGAAGGUAGUGAAAAAUCAUCUCCUACUAAAACUGAUGUGAAGAUCUUCAUUUGA
Lactuca sativa (garden lettuce) is the source of this 486-nucleotide messenger RNA. NCBI's taxonomy places the organism in Eukaryota, Viridiplantae, Streptophyta, Magnoliopsida, Asterales, Asteraceae. The record is from RefSeq and is a predicted model, not a curated record.